Molecule: messenger RNA, 546 nt
Organism: Cooperia oncophora
Lineage: Eukaryota; Metazoa; Nematoda; Chromadorea; Rhabditida; Trichostrongylidae
Source: the annotation of a GenBank genome assembly
AUGAAAGCAUAUAAUGAGCGCAAGACGGGAUCGUGUAAAUGGUUCAAUGUUCUCAAAGGUUUCGGUUUCAUCGUUUUGGACGACACCAAAGAAGACGUAUUUGUACAUCAAUCGGAGUUGAAGAUGGAAGGCUUCAGAAGUCUGGAAGAGGGAGAACGUGUUGGCUUUUACGUGCGAACGCGAAAUAGCGGUCAACGUGCGGGAGCGCUCGAGGCGUGGGAGGUCGGACCGGAAGAUGAAAGCAAGACGCUGAUUGGAAGCAGUAUUCGUCCGCUUGGUGCUAAAAAAGACCGUCUUAUAAGAUGCUAUAAGUGCGGGCGGUUUGGAAACCAUAUGGCUCAGCGAUGUAGGAAGGUGGAUGCUGAUGAAAAGGUGUGCUAUGGUUGUGGAGCAACAGAUCAUCUAUUCACAGCUUGCCCAAAAGUGACUCAUCGAGCAAAACCAGGUGUGUUUUUUGUAUUCUGGUCGAUGAAAAGCGUGAAGUUCUCAGCUUUUUUUUCACUGUCUGUAUUAUCGCGGGAAAAUGAAAUGGAGCGUCACCUGUAA